Triticum aestivum (bread wheat) is the source of this 1546-nucleotide messenger RNA. RefSeq lists its product as uncharacterized. The transcript is spliced from 3 exons. The coding region runs from base 68 to 1546 and encodes 492 amino acids. The record is from RefSeq and is a predicted model, not a curated record. NCBI's taxonomy places the organism in Eukaryota, Viridiplantae, Streptophyta, Magnoliopsida, Poales, Poaceae. Gene Ontology annotation, molecular function: protein binding.
UUGGGACGGACUCGCCCUCAGAUCGAUUGCUCCGUUUAAAGAGGACGUAUCCCACGAGGCCACGACGAUGGCCGCAUCGGGAGGCUCUUGCGGCGGGUGCGCGUGGCCGGACCUCCAGCCGGAGAUGUUGGGCGUCGUGCUCUCGCGGGUGCCGUCGCACGCCGACCGCGUCCGCCUCGCCGCCGUCUGCCGCCCAUGGCGUUCCACCGCGCGGCUGCUGCGUCCUCUUCCUCGUGCACGGCGACGGCAGGCUCUCGCGGGGGAGCUGCUACCCCCGCUGCUCCCGUGGCUCGCCCUCUGCGAUGGCACCUUCCUCAGCCUCCCCGACGGCGCCGUGCACCGCCUGCCCGUCGCGGAUGACGCCUCGAGCCGAGUCUCCACCGGCAGCGCGCUCUUCCUCGUGCACGGCGACGGCAGGUGCUGCCUGAUGAACCCUUCCCCCGUGACGACGAGCCCCGUCCCCGAGGCCGCCGACUGGUUCCGAGAAAACCCGACCGUCCGGAAGGUGUUAAUGUCCGACCACCUCGUCGCCGCCCUGGUGAAGUCCAAUGAGCGCAAGAUCAACAGCUCCACGACCACGAAAAUCAUCAUCUCCACUCGUGGGCAGCCGGACGCGGAUUUUUACAGCUCAGAUUUCUGGACACCCCUUAUCCUUACCCUCCAACAUUGCUUUAAGAUCCGUACACCAAAACAAUGUUUUGUUGAGCUGCCAAGUUCAUAUGUUGUUCUAUAUGGGAGAAACAAAAAAGACAAAUGUACUCGCACGAAUCGCGAUGCAAAAAUGAGUGACUAUAUAAGGGGGUGUAUGAAAGCCUAUGCUUUCUCAAAUGUUAACCGUGGGCAGGCAUUGGACACCAUGAGGUGCUCCACGACGGAGUGGGCGGCGCCUGAAGACAGCUGCGUCAGCGACAUCGCGCUAUUCAAAGGAAAGCUCUACGUCCUCCUCGACACACAAGACGGGGAAUACGGACAGCAGCAUGAGCUUCGUGUCCUGGACGACGGCCGCGAGCAGACAGCCAUCCCCGGCACCCGAAUCCACGGGCACGAAUCGUUUAACGCUUACGCGACUGACAUGUACGUGCAGCGGAACUAUCUCGUCGUCUCCGGCGACCGGCUGCUAAUGGUGGAACGAAGGAUCUACCAGCCGCCGAUGCUCCCGGUAGACUCGGGGAUUGAGAAGCGGACUCGUCUCUUCAAGGUCUUCGAGGCAACGGACCUGAGCAUCGGCCGUGGGCUCUGGACCGAGGUCGAUACGUUGAUGGGGCGCGCGCUCUUUGUCAGCGGAGGCUGCUCGCAGUCUCUCCCUGCCGGGGGUCAAUCUAGCGGCGUCGGAGCUCGAGAAGAUUGCAUCUACUUUGUAAACGAGGAUCACGCAGAUACAGACAUCUCCGACUUCGAGGAGGAAAUCUGUGAGAAUCCCUUUCUAGACUCUGGCGUGUACAACAUGGGAGAUCACACAAUGACGCCGUUGCCGUCGGAGGCUGUUGCGGCGCCCGCUGCCGGCGACGGUCCAUGGUCUCCGACUUGGCUUUUUCCAGAGACCUGA